Melanotaenia boesemani (Boeseman's rainbowfish) is the source of this 2749-nucleotide messenger RNA. It is a transcript of the gene ntrk1, whose product is annotated as neurotrophic tyrosine kinase, receptor, type 1. The transcript has 17 exons. Gene Ontology annotation, biological process: multicellular organism development; cell surface receptor protein tyrosine kinase signaling pathway; nerve growth factor signaling pathway. Gene Ontology annotation, cellular component: signaling receptor complex; axon; plasma membrane. Lineage: Eukaryota; Metazoa; Chordata; Actinopteri; Atheriniformes; Melanotaeniidae. Gene Ontology annotation, molecular function: neurotrophin binding; ATP binding; transmembrane receptor protein tyrosine kinase activity. The record is from RefSeq and is a predicted model, not a curated record. The coding region runs from base 1 to 2400 and encodes 799 amino acids.
AUGGAUGUGGCUCCCCAGGCCCUGGCGCUUCUGUUGCCCCUGGUGCUCGUUGUGCUCAGCCUGUCCCCUGUACCCACCUAUGGAGGAUGCCCGUCAGCUUGCCGGUGCUCUUUUGCCAUGCUGCAGUGCCUGGAGCCCAAUGGUAUAACCAGUAUCCCACCACUGGUACUGCAAGAGAGCGAGAAUGUGACAGAGAUCUACAUUGAAAACCAAGCAGGCCUGGAAAAUAUAACAAAAGUUGACCUUGCUUACUACAGAGAGCUGAAGAACCUCACGGUGACGUUGUGUAGGCUGAGGUUCAUCUCCUCCAACGCUUUCCAAAACAACCUGAAGCUCCAGUAUGUGAACCUGGCAUCAAACUCUCUGGAGCACAUCAGCUGGAGAGUGUUUCACUUCCUGCCUUUGCUGAACCUGGUUUUAAGGGACAACCCUCUUGCUUGCUCGUGUGACCUCUUCUGGCUGCAGCAGUGGCAGAAUGAUGAUCGCGGCGACCUGUACAGCCAAACGUUGUUCUGUUUGUCCGGUGACGAGGAAAUACUCCUCAACUCUUUGGUGAUAGAAAACUGCAGUCUGCCUGAGGUGAGGAUCGAGCCCUCUCCCAACAAAAUUCAGGAAGGAGGAAACCUUACAUUUGAGUGUGAGGUGACAGGAAGUCCGACUCCCAACGUGAGAUGGCGAACGGACGAACUUGCCUCUCACUUCGUUAUCCAGGAGAGAAUCUGGGGCUCCACAUUACAGCUGGUCCUUCACCUUACCAAUGUUUCCUACAAGGACAACCUGCACAAUCUGACUUGUGAGGCUGAGAACCAAGCUGGGCCCAAAGAGGAGAUGGUGCAAUUGGACAUUGAGUUUCCUGUCAAAAUCCUCUUCCUGAGAGAUGCCGUGCAGCAACAUAACUGGUGUUUCCCCUUUGCCGUGGAUGGCAAUCCUGAGCCGAAGAUUUCCUGGCUGUACAAUAACAAUAAACUGAGAGAGAGCCAUUUGGCUUACACACAGUUCAUCACAGAUUCAGGCGACGGAUCUGUGAAACACGGAUGUCUCUUCCUGAACAGGCCAACCCACAUGAACAACGGCAACUACACCCUGAUUGUGGAGAAUAAGCUGGGAAGGGAUGAAGCCACUGCUGUUGGGAUGUUUAUGGACAACCCUUUUGGCCCAAUUGAUCCCGAUGGGAUAAUUCCAGUGUAUCCAAGUCCCACAAACAAGCCAGACAUGGACGUCACUGAGAACCCGGAGAGCCGAGUGUUUGUGGUGUCUAUAGCUGUGGGUCUGGCUGUGUUUGCCUGCACGUUUCUUCUCGUCAUGGUUUUGAUCAUCAACAAAUGUGGUCAGGAGUCCAAGUUUGGUAUUCAUCGCUCGUCAGUUCUGGGUACAGAGGAUGAUCUGGCCGUGUCACUUCGUUUCAUGAACUUUGGAACCAGCCCACCUUCCUCAGAUGAAGACUCCGGUCUGUCGAGUUUUGUUGAGAACCCACAAUACUUCUGUGGCAUCAUCAAGGACAAAGAUAUGUGUGUCCAGCAUAUCAAACGGAAGGACAUUGUGUUGAAGUGGGAGCUGGGUGAAGGAGCAUUUGGCAAAGUUUACCUGGCAGAGUGUGCAAACCUCAGCCCCGAUAGCGACAAGAUGCUGGUUGCCAUCAAAACUCUGAAGGAUGCAAACGAGUCGACUCGCCAGGACUUCCAGCGGGAGGCGGAGCUCCUAACGGUGCUCCAGCACCAGCACAUUGUGCGGUUCUAUGGCGUCUGCACAGAUGGAGAGCCCCUGGCCAUGGUGUUCGAGUACAUGAGGCACGGAGACCUAAACCGCUUCCUACGGGCUCACGGUCCUGACGCUCGCAUCCUGGAGGAAUCAAAGAUGCCGCCUUUAGGUCAGCUGACUCUGCCUCAGAUGCUGCACAUCGCCGCGCAGAUCGCCUCUGGCAUGGUUUACCUGGCAUCGCUGCACUUCGUCCACCGUGACCUGGCGACUCGGAACUGCCUGGUGGGAGAAGGUCUGGUGGUGAAAAUCGGAGACUUUGGAAUGUCCCGAGACAUUUACAGCACAGAUUACUACCGGGUGGGUGGACGUACGAUGCUGCCGAUCCGCUGGAUGCCCCCGGAGAGCAUCAUGUACAGGAAGUUUACGACAGAGAGCGACAUCUGGAGUUUUGGCGUGGUGCUUUGGGAGAUCUUCACCUACGGUAAACAGCCCUGGUAUCAGCUGUCCAACAGUGAGGCCAUUGAAUGCAUCACCCAGGGACGAGAGCUGGAGAGGCCCCGUACCUGCCCCAAAGAGGUCUACCUGCUGAUGCAGGGCUGCUGGCAGAGGGAGCCCCAGCAGAGGAUGGUUAUAAAAGACAUCCACAGCCGCCUGUUGACCCUGGUCAAGAACCCACCAGUUUACCUGGAUAUUCUGGGCUAGAAGGACCCAGAGAGCAGAGGCUGAGAGGUCCAAUCAGACUACAACUCCUUUUCUUUCCUUUGGAUUUUACUUUAGUACCCAGCUUUAUUUAUUUUUCUAACUCAUCACCCAGUUACUAUUUUUUUCAGCUUUUCUCAACAACCGUUACAACCAGUUCGCAAAGACCUUUCCGCCUUAAUUCUGCCCCCAUUCUAGCUUGACCUCCCUGUGUUUCUCUGGAAAAUGUCAAAUGUUUACCAAAGUGUUUGCUGUUUAUCUGAAGUGGGAUCAGCCUGAUGGAGGGACAUGCAUGGAUAAGUGUUAAAGGGACAUACAGGCUUUAUGUUGUUGAGAAUCCUUUUUCAGGUGG